Molecule: messenger RNA, 2831 nt
Organism: Erinaceus europaeus (western European hedgehog)
Lineage: Eukaryota; Metazoa; Chordata; Mammalia; Eulipotyphla; Erinaceidae
Gene: STK3
Product: serine/threonine kinase 3
Exons: 11
Coding region: 229-1704 (491 amino acids)
Biological process (GO): intracellular signal transduction; protein phosphorylation; regulation of MAPK cascade
Cellular component (GO): cytoplasm
Molecular function (GO): protein serine/threonine kinase activity; ATP binding
Source: RefSeq, a predicted model, not a curated record
CUCCGCCCACACUCCGUGGACCGCGGCCGGCGGUCGAGGGGCGGGGCGCGCCCGGAGGAGCGGCUCUCGGGAGCGGGAGGGGGUUUUGCCGCGGAGUUACGGGAAAGUUGCUCGGAGUUCCUGGAGUUCCGCUCCUCUGCUCCCGGGCUCGGCGGCCGGUUCCCCUGGCUCCUUCUCUCCCUCUGGCUCUCGCCGCCCACCGGGCCCUUCCUUGUGCCCCCGGCCGCCAUGGAGCAGCCGCCCGCACCCAAGAGUAAGCUGAAAAAGCUAAGUGAGGACAGUUUGACUAAGCAACCAGAAGAAGUUUUUGAUGUCUUAGAGAAACUUGGAGAAGGGUCUUAUGGAAGUGUAUUUAAAGCUAUUCAUAAGGAAUCUGGUCAAGUUGUGGCAAUUAAACAAGUACCAGUUGAAUCUGAUCUUCAGGAAAUAAUCAAAGAAAUUUCCAUAAUGCAACAAUGUGACAGCCCAUAUGUUGUGAAGUACUAUGGCAGUUACUUUAAGAACACAGACCUCUGGAUUGUUAUGGAAUACUGUGGAGCUGGCUCUGUCUCAGAUAUAAUUAGAUUACGGAACAAGACAUUAACAGAAGAUGAAAUUGCAACUAUUCUUAAAUCUACUUUGAAAGGACUAGAAUAUUUACACUUUAUGAGAAAAAUCCACAGAGAUAUAAAAGCUGGAAAUAUUCUCCUCAAUACAGAAGGACAUGCAAAAUUAGCAGAUUUUGGAGUAGCUGGUCAGUUAACAGAUACAAUGGCAAAACGUAAUACUGUGAUAGGAACUCCAUUUUGGAUGGCACCUGAGGUAAUUCAAGAAAUAGGCUAUAACUGUGUGGCUGACAUCUGGUCCCUUGGCAUCACUUCUAUAGAAAUGGCGGAAGGAAAACCUCCUUAUGCCGAUAUACAUCCAAUGAGGGCUAUUUUUAUGAUUCCCACAAAUCCACCACCAACAUUCAGGAAGCCAGAACUUUGGUCUGAUGAUUUCACCGAUUUCGUUAAAAAAUGUCUAGUGAAGAAUCCUGAGCAAAGAGCUACUGCGACACAACUUUUACAGCAUCCUUUUAUCAAGAAUGCAAAACCUGUAUCAAUUUUAAGAGACCUGAUUACAGAAGCUAUGGAGAUCAAAGCCAAAAGACAUGAGGAACAGCAGCGAGAGUUGGAAGAGGAGGAUGAAAAUUCGGAUGAAGAUGAAUUGGAUUCUCACACUAUGGUAAAAACAAGCUCGGAAAGUGUGGGCACCAUGCGGGCCACAAGCACGAUGAGUGAAGGGGCCCAGACCAUGAUCGAGCAUAACAGCACCAUGCUGGAGUCUGACCUGGGAACCAUGGUUAUAAACAGUGAAGAUGAGGAAGAGGAAGAUGGAACUAUGAAAAGGAAUGCAACUUCACCACAGGUACAGAGACCAUCUUUCAUGGACUACUUUGAUAAACAAGAUUUCAAGAACAAGAGUCAUGAAAACUGUAAUCAGAAUAUGGAUGAACCCUUCCCUAUGUCCAAAAAUGUUUUUCCUGACAACUGGAAAGUUCCUCAAGAUGGAGACUUUGACUUUUUAAAAAAUCUAAGUUUAGAAGAACUUCAGAUGCGGUUAAAAGCCCUGGACCCCAUGAUGGAACGAGAAAUAGAAGAGCUCCGUCAGCGAUACACUGCAAAAAGACAGCCCAUUCUGGAUGCAAUGGACGCGAAGAAAAGAAGGCAGCAGAACUUCUAAGUCUGUGAUUUCCUCUCUGUUGAUUUCUUCAGCUGUUCUGGAGACCAAGAAACCACUGGGGAUUAAAGGACUAUCACGGUGUUUUUAAUCCCUAAGAUUUGUGCUCUACCACUCGGCAACAACCAAAAACUAAUGAUGGUGCCUACCCAAGUCAAUUCCCAAAAGCUACAAUUUACAACUGUGGCCACUGUUUCUUCAUUCUUAAGUAAUGAAAACAAUAGAAAAGUAUUAUCUGUCUGCCAGCUUCAUACCAGCACUAAAACUACUGAAAAACGAAGGCUAUGUUUUGAGACCCUAAAAAUCCAAAGCUGUUGUUUAAUUGUACAGCACUGAAAGACUUUUUACUACAAUAUUCCUUAUUCUUAUCUGGUAGCCUAUUUAUUAUAUCCCCAUAGAUGAACUUAUUUAUUUAUACUACUUCGCUUUUUUUAAGUAAAAGAUGAGGACAGCUUUGGUGAAGGUAGGAACUGAUUAGUAGUUGAUAAUAUACAAUCAAAAUUUCGUGAUUUAACCAGGGAGUUGUGGGAUGCCUUCCUUGAUUUCCAGAAUAGUUCUUCAACAGAAGCAAAGCAGUAACAGCCAGUAGUUCCCAAAUGGGCCAGGCAUUUUUGUGUACUGAAACAAUAAUUCCAUUUUUACCUCUUGGAAUUUUAAUUUUUAAAUUUCUAAUCUUUGGUACAAAUAGAACUAUAUAUUUAGGUCAGACAGAGUUAUACUAUAUUCAAAACCAAAGAAAUCAAUAAAACCCUUGCAUUAAAAAAAAUCCAUGGUAAAUAUUUUAAAAGAAAUCCUUAAGACAAAUAUAAUGUGUUAAUAUUAUUCCAUGUCUAGGUCUGAGAGCUAACCUGUAUCAAACUGUAAUAAGCACAUCAAAAUUAUUUCUCUGAAAAUGUGUUCAGGUGUCACAGGAAUUCCUUGUUGAUUUACUGCACCAUGCAAACCUCGGGGACAGGAAAAAAAAUCAUUAAAAAGAAACUCAUUUCUAUGCUGAAUGAACAUUUGCAUGAUUGAACUGGGACCAUUCAUUUCCUAAACUACAUAUGGCCAUUUGACAGUGUUGAUUCUUUUGUGUGUUUAAUUGCUCUGUUUAAAUCAUAAAAACAAAUAAAUUUUUCUGUGCCACCCAA